This is a messenger RNA of Phoenix dactylifera (date palm), 5205 nucleotides long. RefSeq lists its product as uncharacterized. The record is from RefSeq and is a predicted model, not a curated record. Gene Ontology annotation, molecular function: protein binding. Lineage: Eukaryota; Viridiplantae; Streptophyta; Magnoliopsida; Arecales; Arecaceae.
CCUUCUUGGAGAAUUGGAUUAAAUCAGAUGGGAUUGUAUUUGGCUAGGAAUAGUUUGGAGCUUGAAUUUGUUGGAGGCAAUCUAUGUUAAUCAAGUUGUUUGGAUUAGGUCUAGUUCUACCGUAUGAAGAUCCAAUUCAAUUGGAUUCAGGGUCUUGAUUAGUGGCUCUGGCGUACAUGUAAUUCUCCCAGAGAAGCCCCAAGACCCCAUGCCGACCGGCACACGGAAUGCUCUCCGCCGCGCUCCGCCGCGCGCACCAUCGCUCCGUUAGACCCGGCCGUCCUGCUCCUCCGCCGCCGCUGCGUCUUUCCCUCUUCCCUUCUUGUUCCCGUCCCCAAGAUCCCACCUUUCCCACGCCAACUCCCCUCUCCACCACCACAGCCGCCGAAGGCUUCGACCCCAUCGACCAGUUCCUCCCUCCCCGGGCCCUCCCUCCGCCGCCCCUCCGUCCCUCCCUCCGCCGCGAGACCCUCCUCUCCCUCGCCCGAGCCCUCAAGACCGCCCCCACAUGCCUCCCUGCCCUCCAGGCCCUUGCUUUUGGCUUCCGCCCCGGCCCCCUUGCCAGCGUCCUCCGCUCCUUCCCCCACCCCCGCCCCGCCCUCGCCUUCUUCGCCCGCUCCCUCCCCGACCUCUCCACCGCCACCGUUCGCUCCUGCUGCGCCGCCGCCCACCUCCUCGCCGCCGCGGACCCCGCGCUCAAACCCCUCGCCCAGGACCUCCUCGCGUCCCUCCUCCAUCGAAUGGGCCCCCAUCGUGGCGCCGAGCUCCUCCUUUGGACCGAGCACCACCGGUCCCUCCGGUCCUACUACACCGUCCUUCAUUUGGUACUCCGCGCCUUCCUCAAUGCUGGAAUGGCUCCAGAAGCCUUGGACGUCUUGCGCCGGAUCAGAGGCCGGGGGAAGACACCAAGCCUGUCGGCGUUGGCCAUUCUUCUGAGACUGCUAUUCCGAACGGGCGAUUGGGUGAGUGCCUGGAAAUUGUUUAAAGACAUGGUCGGGAAAGGACCCCGCCCAAGCUCGAGGACCUUCAACGCAAUGAUUCUUGGAUCCUGCCGAAGAGGGGCCGUCUCGUUCGGCGAGGGCCUCCUUCGAGUGAUGCACAGGUUUCGCUGCGAGCCCGAUGCUUGCAGCUACAACAUCUUAAUGAAGGCACAUUGUGUGUUUGGGCAGUCUGCCUAUGCCUUUGAGCUGUUUGAUUCAAUGCUCGAAUCCGGUUGUGCUCCAACUGUUAUUACUUACAACAUACUUAUUGAUGCUUUGUGCCAGGAGGGAAGAAUGGACGAAGCAAGAAUGCUUUUUGAUGGCAUGGAAGAAGAGGGAAUUGAAUCUAAUACAGUUACUUAUAACGUUCUAGUUGAUGGUUAUGCAAAGGCAGGGCAAAUUGAGAAGGCGGAUGCAGUCUAUAGAGAGAUGAGGGGGAAGGGACUGGGCCCUGAUUGCUACACCUUCAACAUUCUUGCUGCGGGGCAUUGCAAGUUCCGGAAAGAUUGGGAAAGUGAGGGCGUGCAUUUGCUGGAUGAAGUGUUAAAAUCAGACGUGUUCCCAGAUGCGCCGAUGCUGGACAUGUUGGUCUCCAGGUUCUGUUGGGACGGGCAGUUGGAUGAUGCGCGGGAACUUUUGCAGCAUGCUGUAGAUGAGGGUAUGACAGUGAGUAUUGCAGGUUUUAACUCAGUUAUCGCUGGCUAUAGCAAGGAGGGAUUGGAAGAAGAAGCUUUUGAUUUAUAUCAAAUCAUGGUGGAGGCUGGUCUUGCACCCUCCGCAUCCACUUGCAACUCUUUGCUCAUGGGCUUGUGCAAGAGAGGGAGGUUGGAUGAUGCCAGGAUGCUCCUAGAUAAGAUGGUAGAGAAAGGCUAUUGUAUGAGUACAUCGGCUUUCACAAUCUAUUUAGAUGGGUGUUUCAGAAUGGGCAAUACUGCUGCUGCUUUGAGGUGUUGGAAUGACAUGGAGAAGCAAGGGAUCCAUCCUGAUGUUGUUGGCUUCUCAGCCUAUAUUAAUGGUCUCUGCAGAGCUAAUUACAUGGAAGAGGCACAUGAGGCUUUCCAUGAAAUGUGUAGGAGAGGAUUGGUUCCAAACAAUUUCACAUACAACUCUUUAAUUUCUGGAUUUUGUAGGGCUGGUAACGUAGCUGAGGCAUUGAAAUUGGAGAGGGCGAUGAGGCAGAAUGGCCUUGUUCCUGAUAUUUUCACGACCAAUAUAAUCAUUAAUGGAUUCUGUAGACAGGGGAGGCUGAAGAUGGCGAAUAACAUUUUCAUGGAAAUGUAUGCUAAUGGAUUAAGUCCGGAUAUCGUAACUUAUAAUACUUUUAUCAGCGCUUACUGUAGGGCUUUUGAUAUGGUGAAUGCAGCGAACCUUGUGAAUAAGAUGUCUUCAGAGGGUUGUGAACCAGAUAUCUUCACAUAUAACAUAUGGAUUCACAGCCUCUGUAGUAGUUGUAUGACAAACCGAGCCAUUAAGGUGCUAGAUGAACUUGUUUCCACAGGUUUUGUUGCUAAUACAGUUACUUACAACACCAUGAUGAAUGGUAUCUGCAGUGAUGUACUUGAUCGUGCUAUGAUUCUGAUGGGGAAAUUGCUUAAGAUGGCCUUUGUUCCCAAUGUGAUUACAGUUAACCUGCUGCUCUCUCAUUUCUGCAAGCAAGGGUUGGCAAGGAGGGCUUUGAUUUGGGGAGAAAAGCUUAGACAGGUCUCCAUUUUUGAUCAUACCACGGGGAAUAUACUUGACAGGGCCUACCGUGACAUGCAAGAGGAUGCAGAACCUUUGACAGGGGAGUCCGAUAGAAGCUUAUUUUUAGAAUUUCUCAUGCGCAUUACUUACGGAUCCUUACAUAACGGUGAACCUUUAAAACAUAAACCAUUGAUGAUCACUAAUAUUGUUGAUCAUGGAAUUACCAAGUCUUCCAAGAUGAUGAAUGUGAGAUAGCGACAUGAGAACUAUGUGGCACGAGCACAUGUUUUCUGGGUGGACAUGCAUACCAAUAUUCCUAUCUCUUAAAUUGCUUCAUGCAUGAGACAUGAAGUUGUCUAUGUUUGAGAAGGCCAUUGGGUUAUUUUCUCCUCUCCAUGGGAUUUUACUCUCAUAGAGAGAGAGUAUAGAAUUUUUCCAAUUCAUGCAGCAGGAGAACCAACUAUAGCCAUGCUGUCAUUCGAUUGCUUUUGGUACUCAGUGCAGUCCAGAUAAAUAGAUUUAUGGAACAGAGUGCAGGAUCAGAUUUAUGGAACAUGUAGUGAAGCAAAAAUGAUCAUGAACCGAUAUCACUUUUAUUGGAAACUAGUUGCUGGACUGAAGCUGGAUUGUUUUCUGCUUUAUUUUAAAGCAAAAGCUGGAAGUUCAUCUUUCAGAUGAUAACUGAGCACAUUUCUUGAAGGAUUUUGGGUGUUGCCGGCUCUUGGAACAUUUUGAUGAUUCCACUAUACUGCAUUCUGGCCUUUAUUGUAUAUCAGUCCAAUUUCUUCAAUAGUUUUACCAAAUACAGGUGAUUGACAGAAUCCUUAGUUUUCUGAGCUUUGUUUUUCAUCACAUUCAAUAAGGUCAAUUUACUGCACAGGAGAUACUGCUGCAGACAAUGUGGAGAACAUCCUUGUCUGAUUUAGAGACAAGACAUCCAACUUUUUGAGGGCAUAAAUACACAACAGCGUUAGCUGCUCUCUUCACGGAAGUUUCCAUCAGCGAUAUUGGUCAUUUGGCAUAGUUCUGUAGUCUACUUUUCUCCAGUAUCAAAUAAUGCAGGACCAUCAGGAUAUAGAAGAUUAUCACUAUGACCUAUCCAACCUUAAUGAGAUUCAAAUUCAUAGACAGCAACUGCAAUUCCUUUAGCUGUUUAUUUUCCUUAGGCUUGAACAAUUGCAAAUUUAGGAACCAAUUUGUCAAGAAGGCAACAAUAAAAUGAUGAAGGCAUGUAAGAGUAUACUGCAAGCACCAAGCACUAUUCUGGAACAUCCUUGCUAUAUGACUUAGCUAGUUACUUGAGGUAACCCUACAUAUCAAUCAACGGAGGCAACUUGAGAACCUACAGAUAUAUUUGCGUAUGAUAAAAACUUCUUGACUUUUCAUAGUUCCAUUAGAUGCAAUCUGAAUAAUUUAACGCGGUUUUCAACAGAGCUAGACUAAUUAUUGCAUCAUGCUUUCCCAAAAGCCGAAAGGAUUGUUUAGCCCAAAGCUCAUAACCUGUCUAUCUUUAGAAAGAAAGUCUCAAACACCCUGAAGUUACAGAUACAGGAUUUAUGGUUCUGUGGCGCACUGAAAAUUUUGUUUAUUUAAGUUUUAUGGCACAGGGCAAUUGCUGUAGUAUGAUAUCUGCUGAUAAUUUUAUUAACUCUGAAUCUUUGGAUGAUUCUUUGUGAUGUAAAAGUGAACUGUUUAUUAGCAUGCUGGGUUCCAUGUAGCCCAUGGCAAAUAAAUUGUGAUUAUAGGUGGCGAACACAUCAAGAUACCAAUCCAAGUCAUAGGAUUUAGCAACUAAAAAGGCUGCAGAUGUUUGAGGUGGUAAUUGAUAGUGAUGGUGAAUCAGGGUACAUAAGUUGCGGCGGUAGAUCCACAAUGUUACUUGAAGGAAAAAGAAUCAACUUUGCCAGCUGACUUUAUGUUUUCUUCAGUAUUGUUUGUUGGAAAUCAUGAAAUUGACAUACUGAGUUCACUGAUUAGAGUGGUGAGCAGGAACAGGACAUCGGGUCCGUUGGUAAUCAAGUCGACAGUUUAUAUGGUGAAUUCUUGUAACAGAAUGGAACUGUUCCAGAUUAUCAUAAAAGUCAUAAGAGCAAAACUGCUGAUAUCCACUAUGCUAUCUUCAAAUAAGCUGAAUACCAGAGCUGACCACAUUCAACUGUUCACAAGUUUGUAAAUAUUGAACCGAAUCAUGCCCUCUGAAUUCAUGGAAGAGAUGGUAACCUCAUUAGGUGAUGAAGGUCAGGGGUUGAUCCAUUGCACAUCCAUGAAAAUCCUGGCCACAAGGAUCAACAGAAACUGAAGACUGCAUGGAGAUGAGAUAACUAAAUGAUUGAAGAUUCCAUUGAGGAAAAAAGGUCACAGAGAAUAAAUCAUGAUAUGAUAAAAUAUCGGAAUUGAUUGAAGAACAUUUUUUGUAAGAUUGUUGGGAUCAUGCUAGAGAAUUCACAGAGGCAUCCAUCGAAAAAGUGAUUGAAAUACAACGGUCACACCAUUGUACCCAAAAAAGGCGACCACACCAAUGUCUCAAAACAAAAUUUUAGUA